CUUUCUUUUCAGCCUAUCUCUAUGACCGUCUCCACGUUGAGGCUGUUCAAACUUCCUUCUACUUGUUUGUUUUCCCCACUCGUGACGUUUUCGACACCACCGAGAAAGUAGUUGGAAGUUUAUUCGUCUGGUAGGCCGUCAUGUGAUGUCGAAAGAUGAUGGAAGCGGGUCGUGUGGACUUCUACAUUGGACUUUCCUUGGCCGUGUCGUCCUGUCUUUUUAUCGGUACAAGUUUCAUCCUGAAGAAAAAAGGUUUGCUACGAUUGGCCAGCAAGGGCUCCAUGCGAGCAGGUCAAGGUGGCUAUGCUUACCUGAAAGAAUGGCUGUGGUGGGCGGGGCUUAUUUCAAUGGCAGUCGGAGAGGCGGCCAAUUUCGCAGCGUACGCGUUUGCUCCGGCCACGCUCGUCACCCCUCUGGGAGCUUUGAGUGUCCUCGUAAGCGCCGUGCUGUCGUCGUACUUCUUGAAUGAGCGUUUGAAUGUGCACGGCAAGAUGGGCUGCCUCCUCUGCUUGCUGGGCUCCACAGUGAUGGUGGUGCAUGCCCCCCAGGAGGAGGAAGUGGCCUCCCUCAGCGCCAUGGCGGACAAGCUCAAAGACCCAGGUUUCAUUGUGUUUGCGGUGUGCGUCGUGGGAAGCAGCCUGGUGCUUAUCUUCGCAGUGGCGCCGCGCUUCGGACAGAAGAAUGUGCUGGUCUACAUCACGAUCUGCUCCAUCAUCGGCUCCUUGUCCGUGUCUUGCGUGAAGGGCCUGGGCAUCGCCAUUAAGGAACUGGUCGCCGGGACCGCCGUGCUGAGGGAUCCUCUCUUCUGGUGCUUGCUGGUCUGCCUGGCGCUCUGCGUCAGCAUCCAGAUCAGCUACCUGAAUAAGGCCUUGGACAUUUUCAACACCUCCAUUGUCACACCGAUCUACUAUGUGUUCUUCACCACGUCCGUCAUAGCCUGCUCGGCCAUCCUCUUCAAGGAGUGGCUGCGCAUGAGCGCCGGCGCCGUGGUGGGCACCAUUAGCGGUUUCCUCACCAUCGUGCUGGGCAUCUUCCUACUACACGCCUUCAAAGACAUCACCUUCAGCUGGGAGUCCAUGCCCCGCUACCUGAGGAAGGGCCCUCGGGGCCUACACUGGGGCCCUCGGCCUUACGCCGCCCUCCCCAGCCAGGACAGGCCUGCCGAGGCGAACGUGAAACCGCCUUUGGGGGGAAGCGUCAAAAGUGGGUCGGCCCCCUGAAAGGAAAUACUGUACUGCUUAUGUACACUGCAAAUCUAAAAACAGCUGGGUCAAAAAGGCA
Hippocampus zosterae (dwarf seahorse) is the source of this 1281-nucleotide messenger RNA. RefSeq lists its product as uncharacterized. Gene Ontology annotation, molecular function: magnesium ion transmembrane transporter activity. The record is from RefSeq and is a predicted model, not a curated record. Gene Ontology annotation, cellular component: membrane. Gene Ontology annotation, biological process: magnesium ion transport. The transcript is spliced from 6 exons. NCBI's taxonomy places the organism in Eukaryota, Metazoa, Chordata, Actinopteri, Syngnathiformes, Syngnathidae. The coding region runs from base 156 to 1220 and encodes 354 amino acids.